Molecule: messenger RNA, 2623 nt
Organism: Petromyzon marinus (sea lamprey)
Lineage: Eukaryota; Metazoa; Chordata; Hyperoartia; Petromyzontiformes; Petromyzontidae
Gene: PSMD12
Product: proteasome 26S subunit, non-ATPase 12
Cellular component (GO): proteasome regulatory particle, lid subcomplex; cytoplasm
Source: RefSeq, a predicted model, not a curated record
GGUCGCGUGAGCGCGCUUGGAAAUACAAUCGCGGAGUUCGCUGUGAGUUGCUGAGUAAUGUCGCUCGCUAUGGCGGACAGCGGGGAUGGCAAGAUCGUUAAGAUGGAGGUGGACUACAGUCCCGUGGUGGACCAGAGGCUGCCCGAAUCUCGAAAGAUGGCUGAGGAAGGGAAGCUUCAAGAAGCCAUUGACAACCUUCUGUCUCUCGAGAAGCAAACGCGAACCGCCAGUGAUAUGGUGUCCACCUCACGGAUUCUGGUAGGGAUCGUACAGAUCUGUUUUGAAGCCAAAGAUUGGGAUGCCCUCAAUGAAAACAUCAUCAUCAUGACAAAACGGAGAAGCCAACUCAAACAGGCGGUGGCAAAAAUGGUGCAACAGUGCUGCGAAUAUGUGGAAAAAACACCGGAUCUGCAAACCAAACUCAAACUUAUCGACACACUAAGGACCGUCACUGCUGGCAAGAUCUAUGUGGAGAUUGAACGUGCAAGAUUGACAAGAAUUUUGGCUAAAUUCAAGGAAGAGAAGGGGGAACUGGUAGAGGCUUCAAAUAUCCUACAAGAACUGCAGGUGGAGACAUUUGGAUCCAUGGAAAAGAAAGAAAAGGUCGAGUUCAUUUUGGAGCAGAUGCGCCUUUGCCUGGCAGUGAAGGACUACAUCCGCACUCAGAUCAUUAGCAAGAAGAUCAACACGAAAUUUUUCCAGGAGGAAAACACAGAGGAGUUGAAGCUGAAAUAUUAUGACCUGAUGAUUCAACUCGAUCAGCAUGAAGGCUCCUACCUGUCCAUUUGCAAGCACUACCGUGCCAUUUACGACACGCCUUGCAUUCAAGCAGAGAGAGCAAAGUGGCAGCAGGUUAUGAAGAGUGCCAUUCUGUACGUGGUGCUGGCUGCCUAUGACAAUGAACAGUCGGACCUGGUGCACCGCGUUAACCAGGACAAGAAGCUGGAGGAACUUCCCAAAUACAGGGAGAUACUGAAGCUGUUUACCACAUCGGAGCUGAUGCACUGGGGCACCCUGGUGGAGAAGUACGGCAAAGACCUGCGCAAGGGCACAGCCGACAACCCGGCGACUGAUGUGUUCUCCUACUCUCAGGAGGGCGAGAAGCGGUGGCAAGUCCUUAAGAACAGGGUGGUGGAGCAUAAUAUCCGAGUGAUGGCCAAGUACUACACCAGGAUCAGCAUGCAGAGGAUGGCAGAAUUGCUCGACCUGUCCAUUGAUGAAUCGGAGGAGUUCCUGUCCAGGUUGGUGGUGAGCAAGACUGUGUUUGCCAAAGUGGACCGGCUGGCUGGUGUCAUCAACUUCCAGAGGCCCAAAGACCCCAACGACCUGCUUAAUGACUGGUCCCACAAGCUCAACGCCCUCAUGGCCCUAGUCAAUAAGACAACGCAUCUUAUUGCCAAGGAGGAGAUGAUCCACAACCUACAAUAGAUUGGUCUGGGGGAGUAGGGAAUAACAGCAGGAGUAAGCAGGGGCGGGGUUGAAACAGUGUGGGUGGGUGACUUGGAGAAUUCCUCCAGAUUUGACAGCUCAAUGAGGAUUAGCAUUGUGCCAGCUCAGAGUUUCCGGAGUGACCACAGUAGGUACUUUAGAUGGUUUAGGGAGUUUUCAGUGGAACCUAAUUAAAUCCAUCGAGCAUGCCUGACGUCAGCACUCCAGGAAACCCUGGCUGACUCAUUCUGCCUAUUAAAACUCCCCACCCCCUCAUGCUGUUUGCCAAUCGUAAGCAGAAUAAACGACACAGCAUGUCUGCUUUUGGUGGGCAGACAAUAGAAAUUUAUGACAGCAGCAUUGAUAGAAAACGUGGAGUUAGUAUUUGUACCUGAAACCUCACACAGUUGAUUGCAAAAUGUACAGAACUCUUCAGAAUACACAUAAAUUACACGUGAACAUAUUUGUUCAGCGUGCAUUUUUAAAUGUAGGUUCUUAGUUAUGUGUUUUAGACAAAUCUGAAUGGGACGAGCCUCAGUAGAAAAUUAUAGUUUUUGGGUGAAAAAUCAACAUCGACCCAGAGCUUUAGAUGGUAUUUUGUACACCACAGGAAUAUUGCUUAGGUGGGUGCAUAAAUAUAAACUGUAUAGCAGUACCUUGUUAGACCGCAUCCUGCAAAUGUAUUCAUGAAUAUAAAUCUACUGGGGGUUCUGGUUUAAGUGAGCAAAGAUGUCUCCAAUUUACAUUUUGUGAAAACACUGGUACAUUCUUUCUCCCUGGUGGGAUUGUACGGUCUCUUGAGCUGGGUAGGUGAAAUUGAGUGACAUCUCGCAGUUAAGAUACACCGUGUGGUAGAUUGUGGUCUAAACACUUGUAUGGAACACAAUGGGUUGUUUUGAAGAAAGCAUACGAUGGGACUUCAGAAAACACUUCACCCAUGACCAUCAUGAAGUUGCCAUUGUUUGGCCGAAUCUUGGUUAUUCGGUGCUAAAUUGUAACCUGAAGCAGUGAGGUUGUGUUUGUAGCCUGCAGUACUGCCCCUGCUGAUCCGUGCUCGUGUGUUGUGCAAAGUCGAAAAUCAACUGUAUAAACGUUAAGCAAGACGUUUUGAUGUCUGUUAUUUUUACGUUUGUUUUUUGUUGGGAAAAUUUUUUGGCAAGACAAUAAAAACACACGAAUGUGUCUUUGUACGAGA